AUGUCGAUCAAGAGCGACUCCUCCAUGAGGAAAGCCCUUUUCUUCAAUAAAGAACCCUUCUCAGCCAAUCAGAGCUUUGUGGCAGAAUCCAGACCUGACUCUGUUCCCAGAGGAAUGUCGAUCAAGAGCGACUCCUCCAUGAGGAAAGCCCUUUUCUUCAAUAAAGAACCCUUCUCAGCCAAUCAGAGCAGUUUUGAAGAGACACGCCCACAGCUUCAGCACAGUGACUGUGAUAGUGGAUUUGUUUUUAAGAAACUCGAGGAAUGCAUUGUAAGUUUUGUGCGAAAUGAGCUGAGAAAGUUACAGCAAGUUCUAAUGGCAGAGGGACCAGAGUCUUUGGCACUCAUGGAGGAUGAUGAUGCAGGAAUUAAAGAGGCCUUUCUGAAAAUCGCACUGAGCUUCCUGAAAAGUUUGGAGCAGGACGAGAUCGCUGACCAUCUGCACAACAGACAAUGUGCUUCCAAAUGUCAACGUGAAAUGAAGUCUGAUCUGCAGCAGAGGUUCAGUCGAGUGUUUGAGGGCGUGGCUAAAGCAGGAGACUCCGCCCCCCUGACCCAGAUCUACACAGAGCUCUACAUCACAGAGGGCGGAGCCUCAGAGGUCAACCAGGAACAUGAGGUCAGACUCAUGGAGACGGCGUCCAGGAGACCGGCCGCUCCAGAGACCAUCACAUGUGAAGAGCUCUUUAAACCCCGCCCACAUUCACCACAGCCAAUCAGGACGGUGCUGACGAAGGGCGUGGCCGGCGUGGGGAAAACAGUGCUGACUCAGAAGUUCAGUCUGGACUGGGCUGAAGGCCGGGCCCACCAGGACCUCCAGCUGCUGUUCCCCUUCACUUUCAGAGAGCUCAAUGUGCUCAGAGACACACAGUUCAGCCUGGUGGAGCUGCUGCACCACUUCUUCAGUCCAUCCAAAGAUCUCAGCAGCUUCCAACAGCUCCAGGUGCUCUUCAUCUUUGACGGUCUGGACGAGUGCAGACUUCCUCUGAACUUCAAACAAGCCCGGGUCCUGAGCGACCCCACAGAGUCCGCCUCAGUGCAAGUGCUGCUGGUGAACCUCAUCAGGGGGAAGCUGCUUCCCUCCGCUCUCCUCUGGAUAACCACGCGCCCCGCCGCGGCCAAUCAGAUCCCUGCUGAGUUCAUCUCCAUGGUGACAGAGGUCAGAGGGUUCACCGACCCCCAGAAGGAGCAGUACUUCAGGAAGAAACUCAGAGUCCAGGCCACAGCCGUCAUCUCCCACAUCAAGAGCAUCCGCAGCCUCCACAUCAUGAGCCACCUGCCGAUCUUCUGCUGGAUCCUCUCCACAGUUCUACAGAAGCUUCUGGAACAAACAAAAGAACCAGAGCUGCCCCGGACUCUCACACAGAUGUACGUCCACUUCCUGGUGGUGCAGGCCAAAGUCCAGAACAUCAAGUAUCACCAGGGAUCAGGGGAGGACCUUCACUGGACUCCAGAGACCAGGGAGAUGGUGAAGUCUCUGGGAAAAGUGGCCUUUGAGCAGCUGCAGAAAGGAAACCUGAUCUUCUACGAGAGUGACCUGAGCGAGUGUGGGCUGGACGCUGCAGCGGCCUCACGGUACUCUGGAGUGUUCACACAGGUCUUUAGAGAGGAGCCAGGUCUGUACAAGGACAAGACCUUCACUGAGUUUGGGGUCAAUCUGCUGACGGUCAAAACACCUUCAGUCUUCUCAGAAGUAUUCAAAAGUAAAUCUAAACUAUCAGGUCUCCACAGCUCUGCAGUGGAUGAGGCCUUACAGAGUCCAAACGGACACCUGGACCUGUUCCUGCGCUUCCUCCUGGGGCUGUCUCUGCCGACCAAUCAGAAGCUGCUGCAGGGUCUGCUGACUCACACAGGAAGUGGCUCAAGGACAAAUCAGAAGACAGUAAAGUACAUCAAACAGAAGCUGAAUGAAAAGGGUCUGUCUGCAGAGAGAAACCUGAACCUGCUCCACUGUCUGAACGAGCUCAAUGACCAAAGUCUGCUGGAGGAGAUACAGAAGAAGAUGAGAGAAGGACAUCUCUCUGAUAGAGACAUGUCUCCUGCUCUGUGGUCGGCCCUGUCCUUCCUCUUACUGUCCUCAGACUCAGACCUGGAGGAGUUUGACCUGAGGAAAUACCAGGCCUCAGAGAACGCUCUCCUGGGUCUGCUGCCGGUGGUCAAAGCCUCCACCAAAGUCCUUCUUUGUGGCUGUGGUCUGUCUCCUCACAGCUGUGCUCCUCUGGCCUCAGUCCUCAGCUCCUCCAGUCUCACACAUCUGGAUCUCACCAACAACGACCUCCAGGACUCAGGAGUGGAGCGGCUGUGUUCUGGACUGAAGAGCGCCCCCUGCAGACUGGAGACGCUCAGUCUGUCUGGAUGUCUGGUGUCAGACGGGGGCGGCGCUGCUCUGGCCUCAGCUCUGAGCUACGGCGUCUUCCACCUCAGGAAGUUAGACCUGAGCUACAACCAUCCAGGACCCUCUGCAAAGCUCCUGACCGCGCUACGGAACCAGCGCCCCCUGCUGUCUGUCAGGUUGGAUCCUGCUGGACAGCGCUGGAUGGUCCCAGGUCUGAGGAAGUACGCCUGUGACGUUUCUCUGGACCCAAACUCAGCUCACAAAUGUCUCCUUCUGUCUGACGACCAUCGCACUGUGACCUGUGUGGACGAGGACCAGGAGUAUCCAGAUCAUGAGGACAGGUUCACAGACCAGACUCAGGUCCUGGGCUCCUCCGGCCUGACGGGGCGCUGUUACUGGGAGGUGGACUGGAGCGGGGCCUGGGGGGUUGACAUAGCAGUGAGUUACAGAGGGAUCAAACGGAGCGGAGAGGAGAGUGGGUUUGAGCUCAGUAAUCAGUCAUGGAGUCUGGAGGUCCAUAAAAGAAAGAGUUCUUUCUAUCGUAAAGGGCAAAAACAAAAACUCUCCUCUCGCAUCUCCUCAAACAGAGUGGGCGUGUUCCUGGACACUGAGGCUGGAGUUCUGUCUUUCUAUCAGGUCCUGUGUGGUGGAAAACUGUUUCACAUCCGCACGUUCUGCUGCUCCUUCACUGAGCCUCUGUUUCCAGGGUUUGGACUGUUUCCUGGUUCUAAAGUGACUCUGAAUGCACAGCACCCUCUAGAGGACAGAUCUGAACACUGA
Molecule: messenger RNA, 3114 nt
Organism: Boleophthalmus pectinirostris (great blue-spotted mudskipper)
Lineage: Eukaryota; Metazoa; Chordata; Actinopteri; Gobiiformes; Gobiidae
Product: NLR family CARD domain-containing protein 3-like
Exons: 10
Coding region: 1-3114 (1037 amino acids)
Molecular function (GO): protein binding
Source: RefSeq, a predicted model, not a curated record